Dictyostelium discoideum AX4 is the source of this 591-nucleotide messenger RNA. RefSeq lists its product as hypothetical. The transcript has 3 exons. Bases 1 to 591 code for a protein of 196 amino acids. Lineage: Eukaryota; Evosea; Eumycetozoa; Dictyosteliales; Dictyosteliaceae. The record is from RefSeq and is a predicted model, not a curated record.
AUGUAUUCAAUUAAUACUCUGUUAUGUAAUAAUUUUGGAGAUGUUAAAUCAAUUUUACAAAAUGAUACAUUUAGAAUAUUAUCAUGUUAUGAUUCAGAAAGGGAUCAAAGAAUAGGAUAUGAUGAUGCAUUAUUAUUUUUUCAAGAUUCUGGAACACUUGACCCUCAAACUGAUGUCGAUCAUUUAUUUGGUGAAGAUCAUUCCAAAGUUUUAACCUAUAUAGAAAUAUUUAAUUAUAUAUUUGAUCAAUUAAAAAGGAAUAUUUUUAUUUUACAUAGAGAUUUCUUAGUAUUUUUGAAAAAUAAUGAAGAUAAUGUUGAUGAUAUUGUUUCUUUUAAAGAUCUAGAAGAUUAUGUUAAAGGAAAGCAAGUGAGAGCACAUGUAAAUCCUCGUAUUGCCUCACUCAAUUUAAUUUUGGAAAUUAAUGGAAAUGAUGAUAGUUUUAAAUGUUCAAUAGAGAAAAUAAGAGUUUAUAUAACCGGAAAAUUACUUGAAUACGAUUUAAAGGUAAAAAAUGAUAUUGACAAAGAAAUUACCAAAGAAGUUCAUAAUAAAAGUAGUAUUGAAAGGAUAGGAAACCCCGUCCAAUAA